This is a messenger RNA of Prinia subflava (tawny-flanked prinia), 3571 nucleotides long. RefSeq lists its product as uncharacterized. The coding region runs from base 400 to 1542 and encodes 380 amino acids. Lineage: Eukaryota; Metazoa; Chordata; Aves; Passeriformes; Cisticolidae. The transcript has 2 exons. The record is from RefSeq and is a predicted model, not a curated record.
GGAGGCGGAGGCGGGCGGAUCCCGGCGGCAGCUCCUCCUGCGGGAGGAUGGCCCUGGGAGCGGAACCGGCGGCGGGAGCGGCCGCGUGGUGCGGGACGGGCCCGGGGAGAGGUCUGCGCCUCAACCCAGGACAUUCCAGCAGCCCAGAGCUGGGAUCCAGACACAGCGCCUGAUCCUGCCUGGGGCUGCCCUUGGAUCCAGCUGCUGCCAGGCUCCUCUCAGGCAUUUGGAAAACCGGGGCAUCCCUCCUGCACCCCAUGACCCAACAGAAGUGGCUUCCCCAUAAACCUUGUGUGCAGCUUCCUGUGGAGCUGGGAAUGCACAGCACAGGGUGUCACCCACUGCUGGGGAGCUGGGAAUGCACAGUUCAGGGUGUCACCCACUGCUGGGGAGCUGGGAAUGCACAGCACAGGGUGUCACCCACUGCUGGGGAGCUGGGAAUGCACAGCACAGGGUGUCACCCACUGCUGGGGAGCUGGGAAUGCACAGCACAGCUGUCACCCACUGCUGGGGAGCUGGGAAUGCACAGCACGGGGUGUCACCCACUGCUGGGGAGCUGGGAAUGCACAGCACGGGGUGUCACCCACUGCUGGGGAGCUGGGAAUGCACAGCUUAGGGUGUCACCCACUGCUGGGGAGCUGCCAGAUGAGUCCCCAGGGCAGAACUGGGCAUUGCUCUUGCUCCUGUCACAAGUUGUGCCAUGGCUCAAAUCCCUCUGAUCCUGGCAGUUCUUGGAUCCACCCUGCACCCCUGGGAAGCUUUCCCUUGCAGUCAGCCCCACUUAAUUUAAGGAGUUUGUGCUUCAUGUGCGCUCCACCUGCACCUUGUGGUGCUUUGGGAUCCACCUCCACCCUCAGGGGCUCUGGGGUGCCCUGUCUUGUGCUGGGGACAGCAGGAAAGCAGAGGGGGCUUGGGGAAGGAGCCCCCAGUGAGAAAUGGGGAGCAGGAGCUUGUGUGGCUGUGCCAGAAAGCUGGGAGGGCUCUUGGCAAAGGGCUGAUGGUGCAGGAGAGCAGCAGGGGGGAAAACAGCUUGGCCAUUCCAUGGGGAAGCUGGGCCCUGGCACCAGAGCAUCAGGUGCAGGGGCUGAGGGAAGCAGGUGGAGCUGCUCUUUCCUGGAUCCUGCUCCGUGGGAUCUGCCAAUGGCCAUGCCAUGGGAUCAGUGCUGUGCAAGAGCCACUGGGAAGGGGGGUCAGGGCCAGCACUGCCCUUUGGGCUCCCCUUGUCCCCCUCUUGGGCCAGGAUUGGGAUUUGGAAGGGAUGAGGAGCCCCAGCUGUGCUGCCUGCCUGCUGCAGCUGGGAAUUGCAGUGCAGCUGCUCCAGUGCCCUUGGGCACCCUUGGCAUCUCCUCCUCCUGCCCCAGGAGCCGCGUGGCUCCUUCUCCUGCAGCCCCAGCUCCUGCCACGCCUCCUCCCUGUCCCUUGCCAUUGGGGACAUUGGCUCCUCUUUGCUUUCAGUCCUUGGCCCUGCAGUUUCAGCUCUGCCUUUCCCCGGGAUGGGCUGGCAAACCCAAAAUAUGCCCUGGCCUGUCCUGGACACUCUGAUGCCUUCCCAGGGUUUGAGAUGCUCCAGCUCAGAUCUUGGCCCCCCCACCGGGGGUUUGGGCCUCUCAGACUGGACUUUGAGAUCCUCAGACCAGGGUUGGCACCCUUGAACUCUUGUUGCACAUGAGGGUUCAUUCCCUGGAUGCCACUUUCCACCCCAACCUGAGGCAUUUCCUAUUUUUCAUUGCAGUUUCUCAGGGAGGAGCUGGGGGUGUCUGCAAAAGGCCGAUCCCAGUGCUGAGCAGCAGGACUGAUGCUGGUUUGGAGUCGGGGGUCAGUGGGUCAGUGGCCAUGAGCCCCCGUUUAGUUGGUUCUGAAGUGGCUGGUUUUGCACUGGCUGGUGGAUUUUGGGGGUGACACCCCAAUCAAACUGGGGGAAUGUGUAGAGGAGGGGUUUAUUUGGGGGUACAGAGAGAAAAGGGGUGCAGAGGGACCCCAGGGUGGGUUUUGGGCUCUCCCUUAGGUGGGGAGGGGGUUGGAAGGAGCCCAGGUGGAGCUUUGGGGUCUUUGGGGUGUUUUGUCCUCUUAGGCAUUGGCACCACCUGGUAACCGUUGUCUCUGCAAAAUUGGGAGUCCCCUAAACCAGAAACCUCCCAAAAUCUGCCCAAUGGGGACUCCUCACCACCAAAGGACCUACAAAAAGGCCUGAGCACCAGGAACAGCUCCAAAUUUCAGUUCUCCAACCCACUGACCAUCAAAAUCGGGUUCUUUCCACCUUGCACCCUCUAAUCCAGGGUGCAAAUCCUCCAUAAAUGCCCCAAAUCAGAAUCCUUUCAACCCAAACUCCUCAAAGCUUCAGUUCCCCCACCCAAUCGCUCCAAUCCAGGCAUUUCCUACACACCGUUGCCCAAAAUUGCUGUCCCCCCACCAAAAAUACCCCCAAAAUUGGGGUUUUCCAACACUUUGACCCCCCAAAGAUUGGGUUCUCCGCCUUACCUUUGAGGCUGCUCCACAUUUACAGCAGAUUCCCUCCAGUUUAGUGGUGCAGUCUCACACCUGAGAGCCCCAUUUUUGCCACACUCUUGAUUUUUGGGUCAUACCUGGGGGGCUGGGCAGAUCCUGGAUCUAUGUGGUGACCCCCCACAUUCUGGAGCUUUUCCCUCCAUUCUCCAGGUCUAUCUCCCGUUUUCACAAUUCAGCCUUCAUUUUUGGGGUCCAGCCCACAGUUGGGGCCCCACCAUUGUUGGCCCCCCUCGGAUUUUGGGGCUCACCUGGGGGGCCAGGUUGUCCAGCAGGACGAUGUCAGCCCCUGCCCCUGCAGCUGCCAGAGCCUCAUUUGCACUCGAGCACUGCAACCCCAACCAGCGGGUGAAGCCCCCGGCCUGGCGCAGCCCCAAAAUCAUCUGGGGAAGAGAGGGGGGUCAGCGGGAACCCCAGAGCGAUGUCCAAUCCCUCAGACCCAAGAUGGGGUGGGGAAAAUGGGGAGGUUCCCCCAGUCAUUGACUUAAAAUUAGGGUUUCACAUCACACCCAGCACUGAUCCCCACAAAUUGGGGUCCUCUCCCCAGAUUCCCCCAAUUCAAGGGUGUCCACUGACCCCAAUGUUGGGGUUCCCCCUCCUAUGAUCCCCAACAAUUCAGGAGUUAUCCCCCAAACUGGGACCUCACUGUCUCUCCAGUCCAGGGGUCCUCCCACAUCACUCCACACCUAGAAUGCCCCAAUCCAGGAGUCUGUCCCAAAAUUUGUACUCCCCUCAAAUAUUGGUGUUUCUCCACCACCCUUGAAAUUUGGGGUACCCCAAACCAUCUCUCCCCUCACAAUGGAGCCCCCUUGCACCAAUACCCCCCCCAUUUCCUCCAAACCUCAUGUUCCCCCAUGCAACACCCCCAAAAUUGGGGUUGUCACACCCACGACCCUGAACCCACCAGUUCAAGAGUCCCUGCACCCAUCUCCUGCCAAACUGGGGUUCCUGCCAACCCCAUCUUGGGGAUCCUCACCUACACCCCACAAUCCAGGGGUUUGGGUCCUUCCCAUCAGGCAGAUGUUCACCCAGGGUAGCAUCCAGGCCAGCAGCUGGUUCUCUGGCAGGC